Plectropomus leopardus (leopard coralgrouper) is the source of this 3268-nucleotide messenger RNA. Its product is annotated as E3 ubiquitin-protein ligase TRIM21-like. The record is from RefSeq and is a predicted model, not a curated record. Gene Ontology annotation, molecular function: protein binding; zinc ion binding. Lineage: Eukaryota; Metazoa; Chordata; Actinopteri; Perciformes; Serranidae.
AUAUGGACAAAAUAUUGGGCCACCUACACAUCACACCUACAGGAGCUUUCAUGACAUCCCGUUCUAAAUCCAUUGGCAUUAAUAUGGAGUUGGUCCCCCCUUUGCAGCUAUAGCAGCUUGCACUCUUCUGGGAACACACGACCUCGAGUGUGAUAUUGCUUUUAUACAACAGAUCCACAAGCGUCUUUUAUUUCAAGUCAAUCAAGUCAAGUCAAUUUUAUUUAUGGAGCCCAUUAUCAUAAAACAUGGUUUGCCUCAGAGCUGGUUUACUCCCAGUGAACGGUGGUUUACCAAAACCUGUCCAUCACAGCUGCUCCCUCCCGGGCUUCCUCAUAACGUUUAGUAGCUCCAAUGCAUGUAGUCAUGUAAGACAAGCUUCAAAAUCCCCGUCCUUUCUCUCUCUUUCUCUUUGUCUCUUUCUUUCUCUUUCUUUCUCUUUCUGUCUCUUUCUCUUUCUGUCUCUCUCUCUCUCUCUCUCCUCCCUCAACCUGACCAACUGACAGCUAUGUGAACAGCGCCAACUAGCUGUUUGAACCUAUGCUUACACCGUACUAUAAACAUAACCCGCUGUUAAAACGUAUCCCACUUUCACUCUAACACUAAUUAGCGGAUUCUUAACGGCCGUGAAGCGGAGUGAUACAUGCAGAGUUCAAAGUUAACAGUCCCAGUGAUGUUGUACUGUUUAUCAGCACUCAUGAGAUGCCUCUCGACCAAUCAAAUUGCUUGGUCAGAACUAACUGUUGUAUAAUUAUAUAUAUCUGUCAGGUCCAGUGAUGUUAAAGGUGUGCCCGACUCUCCGUAGUAGGCGGGGUUAAGCACCUUGAUAGGACAAUCUGCCAGUGGGAGUUUUCUCAUUGUGAAACAUCACAGAAAGGAGGGCAGAGUUAAACUUAGAGUCCACAAAUGAAACGGAAAGUUCAUCAGAGCAGCAAAAGAGCUGAAGUCGACCUGAGUCUUUGUGUUUCUCUCUGAAGAAACAUCCGUUAAGAGAGCACGCCAGGCCUUUCUCCACAACAGGGCAGCUCUCACAAACGCUGUGUGUAGAUAUGGCUGCAGCCAGCUGUGUGCUCUCUGAGGAUCAGUUUCUCUGCGCCAUCUGUCUGGAUGUCUUCACUGAUCCUGUCAGCACACCAUGUGGACACAACUUCUGCAAAAACUGCAUCACUGAAUGCUGGAAUAUCAACGUCCCAGUGCAGUGUCCAAUUUGUAAAGAGAUUUUUACCACAAAGCCUGAGCUGCACGUCAACACUUUCAUCUCUGGGAUGGUCGCUGAGUUCAGACAGUCAGCUCAACAGAAAGCCAGCAGCAGCAGCUCAGAGCAACAAGUGUCCAAACCAGGAGAAGUUCCCUGUGACGUCUGCACUGAAACCAAACUGAAGGCCCUGAAGUCCUGCCUGGUGUGUCUGACCUCCUACUGUGAGACUCACCUGGAGCCUCAUCUGACAGCAUCAGGACUGAAAAGACACCAGCUGAUCGACCCUGUGGAGAACCUGGAAGACAGGAUGUGUACGAAGCACGAUAAACCUCUGGAGCUGUUCUGUAAGACCGAUCAGACAUGUGUCUGCACACUCUGUCCUGUUUUAGACCACAAAACACAUGAAUUUGUUCCUCUGAGAGAAGAAUAUGAAAAAAAGAAGGCAGAGCUGGGAAAUACAGAAGCUGAAAUCCAGCAGAUGAUCCAGAAGAGGCAAAAAAAGAUUCGGAACAUCAAACGGUCAGUCAAGUUCAGCAAGAAAAAUGCAAAGAUGGAGAUUGCAGAUGGUGUUAAGGUCUUCACUUUGCUGAUGGAGUUUGUUAAGAAAAGCAUGAACAAUCUGACUGAUUACAUUGAAGAUAAACAAACAACAAAACAGGAACAGGCCGAAGUUUUCAUCAAAGAGCUGGAACAGGAAAUCUCUGAGCUGAAGAAGAGAAGCUCUGAGGUGGAGCAGCUCUCACGCUCUGAAGACCACCUCCAUCUUCUCCAGAGUGUCCAGUCCCUGAAAGCUGCUCCACCCACCAAGGACUGGACACAGGUCAGCGUCUGUCCAUCAACAUAUGAGGGGACUGUGGAGAGAGCUGUGUCUCAGCUCGUGGAGGUACUCAAGAAUGAUGAGAAAAAGCUGCUUGAAGCUGAGCUAAAGGGGAUCCAGCAGUAUGCAGUGGAUGUGACUCUCGAUCCUGAUACAACACAUCCUGAGCUCAUCCUGUCUGAUGAUGGAAAACAAGUGAAACAUUGUGAUGUGAGGAAGAAUCUCCCAGACAACCCAGAGAGAUUUUCUAGUUGUGUUUCUGUCUUUGGAAAGCAGUGCUUUUCUUUAGGCAGAUGUUACUGUGAGGUUCAAGUGAAAGGAAAGACUAAAUGGACUUUAGGAGUGGCCAAAGAGUCGAUCAACAGGAAAGAGAACAUCCCACUGAGCCCUGAGGAUGGUUACUGGACGAUCUGCUUGAGAAACAAUAAUGAGUACACAGCUCUGGAUGCCCCUGCAGUCCGUCUCCCUCUGAAGUCUCAGCUUGAUAAAGUGGGAAUAUUUGUGGAUUAUCAGGAGGGUCUGGUCUCCUUUUAUGACGUAGAUGCUGCAGCUCUCAUCUACUCCUUUACUGGCUGCUCCUUCACUGAGAAACUCUUCCCAUACUUCAGUCCCUGUCCUAAUGAUGGUGGCAAAAACUCUGCACCUCUGAUCAUCACUCCUGUCAAUCACACAGAGUAGAGCAAUUAUUCGAUUUACAUGAAAGUGAAAAAUGUUAAAUGGGAGAACAUAUUCGUAGGUAAUGCUCAAUGUAUUUUGUUUGUUUUGUUUUUGCUCAAGUUCUUAUUGAUUGGUUAUUAUUUUUUGGUACUGAAUCACUUUUAUCUUCAAUGAAUCCCACUGUUACUCGCUGCUGUUACCUCCAUGCUGAGUAUUUAACCCUUAUUUGCCUCAAAGUGAGCUGAAAUGUAUACAAAAUAUUGAAUGGGUAUUUAGAAUACACUCACGCAUGUGAAGGUGUAGAUCCUGAAAUUAUGGUUCUGGGGAUUGCAUAUUUUACUAAAUGUAGUUGGCAAAUUUUAUAUAUCUUGAAUAACUUCAAUAAUAUGUUUUUAAUUGUACAUCAUGGUGUACCAAUUUCUAAGGGAAAAUUAAAGGGGAAAAAAAGUUAAAGUAUUAAAUCAAAUAGUCAUAGUUAUAGUAUAGUCAAAUCUAAUUGUCUGAUCACUGUACAUCAAAUUUUUUACACUUGUUAUACUUGUUGUAUUUCUUUGUAUCGUUGUCUUUGUAAAGAGAAAUAAAAGCAAAUGUAAAAAUCA